CAGUUAGCCUGCCGCCUGUCUAUCUGUCCCCAGAGCCAUGGAGAGAGCCAGUCUGAUCCAGAAGUCCAAGUUGGCCGAGCAGGCUGAACGCUAUGAGGACAUGGCGGCCUUCAUGAAGAGCGCCGUGGAAAAGGGUGAGGAACUAUCCUGCGAAGAGCGCAACCUGCUUUCAGUGGCCUACAAGAAUGUGGUGGGUGCCCAGCGGGCUGCGUGGAGGGUCCUGUCCAGUAUCGAGCAGAAGGGCAACGAGGAGGGCUCAGAAGAGAUGGGCCCGGAGGUGCGAGAGUACCGGGAGAAGGUGGAGACGGAGCUCCGGGGCGUAUGCAACACGGUGUUGGGCUUGCUCGACAGCCAUCUCAUCAAGGAGGCCGGUGAUGCCGAAAGUCGGGUCUUCUACCUGAAAAUGAAGGGCGACUACUACCGGUACCUGGCUGAGGUGGCCACCGGUGAUGACAAGAAGCGCAUCAUUGACUCAGCCCGGUCGGCCUACCAGGAGGCCAUGGACAUCAGCAAGAAGGAGAUGCCGCCCACCAACCCCAUCCGCUUGGGCCUGGCCCUGAACUUUUCCGUCUUCCACUAUGAGAUUGCCAACAGCCCCGAGGAGGCCAUCUCGCUGGCCAAGACCACCUUCGACGAGGCCAUGGCUGACCUGCACACCCUCAGCGAGGACUCCUACAAAGACAGCACCCUCAUCAUGCAGCUGCUGCGGGACAACCUGACGCUGUGGACGGCCGACAACGCCGGGGAAGAGGGGUGCGAGGCUCCCGAGGAGCCCCACAGCUGAGCCGUGCCGCUGCCCUCCCUGCCCUGCCCGCUCGUCCCCCACUCCUGGCAGAGAGGACUUGUACGGGGUGGGAGGCCCAACCCUUUUCCCCAAAUGCUCUGCCCCAGCUCAGAAAGGCUCCACAGAGAGGAACCAGCAGAGCUGAGGCCACCUGGAGCCAGAGGAUUCCAUGCUUCCUGCAGCUGUCAGGUGCUCCUGGUCAUCCCACCCAGCCCUGCUCUCUGCACCUCCGCCGC
This is a messenger RNA of Mesoplodon densirostris (Blainville's beaked whale), 1020 nucleotides long. It is a transcript of the gene SFN, whose product is annotated as stratifin. Gene Ontology annotation, biological process: signal transduction. Gene Ontology annotation, molecular function: protein kinase binding. Gene Ontology annotation, cellular component: cytoplasm. The record is from RefSeq and is a predicted model, not a curated record. Lineage: Eukaryota; Metazoa; Chordata; Mammalia; Artiodactyla; Ziphiidae. The coding region runs from base 38 to 784 and encodes 248 amino acids. The transcript has a single exon.